This is a messenger RNA of Papaver somniferum (opium poppy), 1341 nucleotides long. RefSeq lists its product as uncharacterized. Bases 1 to 1341 code for a protein of 446 amino acids. The transcript has a single exon. The record is from RefSeq and is a predicted model, not a curated record. NCBI's taxonomy places the organism in Eukaryota, Viridiplantae, Streptophyta, Magnoliopsida, Ranunculales, Papaveraceae.
AUGGUGGCACUUGGUAAUCGGCAACAGCAUGGAGUUGACUACGAAGAAACAUUUACACCUUUCGCAAAAAUGACUACUGUAAGACUUAUUCUUGCUAUUGCAGCCUCUCAAGGUUGGCCAUUGAGUCAAAUGGACGUUAACAAUGCUUUCUUACAUGGGGAUUUUAAGGAAGAAAUCUAUAUGACUCCACCACCUGGAUUCUUCUCCACUCCAUCGACAGAUGUUUGUAAGCUCAAACGAUCACUUUAUGGCUUGAAACAGGCACCACGAGCCUGGUUUGACAAGUUUCGCACUACACUUAUCAACUUCUCCUUUGUCCAUAGUCAGUAUAAUUCUUCUCUGUUCCUUUGCAAAACUUUAAAUGGCAUUGUUUUACUCUUGAUUUAUGUUGAUGAUAUCGUUAUUACGGGUACAGACUCUACUUUGAUUUCCAAACUUAAAGAGCAUCUUUGUCAGUCCUUUCAUAUGAAGGAUUUAGGUCCUUUGCAAUAUUUUUUGGGUCUUGAGGUUCAGUCGACAGACACUGGUCUUUUUUUACACCAACAUAAAUAUACUCGAGAUAUUAUUUCUUUGGCUGGACUACAAGAUGGUCGCUCAGUUGACACUCCUUUAGAGGUAAAUGUCAAAUAUCGUCGGGAUGAUGGUGAUUUUAUUUCUGAUCCUUCUUUGUAUCGUAGAUUGGUGGGAAGCCUCAAUUAUUUGACGAUUACAAGGCCAGAUAUUUCAUUUGUUGUUCAACAAGUUAGUCAAUUUAUGCAAGCACCUACACACAUCCAUCUAGCUGCUGUUCGUCGCAUUAUUCGCUAUUUGCAAGGCACUUCUGAUAAAGGUCUCUUCUUUCCUGUGGGUACUUCCAUUCGUUUAGAUGCAUAUAGUGAUGCAGACUGGGCUGGUUGUUCAGAUACUCGACGUUCUAUUACCGGCUGGUGUAUGUUUCUUGGUGACUCUCUUGUAUCAUGGAAGAGCAAAAAGCAGCAACGAAUAUCUAAAUCUUCAACUGAAUCUGAGUAUCGUGCUAUGUCCUCUGCAUGCUUAGAAAUUAUUUGGCUUCGUGGUCUCUUGGGUGAACUUGGCUUCUCUCAAGCCGAGCCUACUCAACUUCAUGCAGAUAAUACCAGUGCCAACCAAAUUGUCGCAAAUACAGUAUUUCAUGAACGUACAAAACACAUUGAAGUGGAUUGUCAUUCUAUUCGUGAUGCAUAUGAUAGUCGUGUUAUUUCACUUCCUCAUAUCAAUACUUCUCUUCAAACAGCUGAUGUUUUCACGAAGGCUCUUUCAAGAAAACGUCAUCAGUUCUUGGUUGACAAAUUGAUGCUUCACAAUCAUCCAUCAUCAAUUUGA